GCAACAUUAGCUACUCACAGGCAUACACUACAAAAGCAUAAAAGUCAUAUCAAAAACUCAACUCGCGUAUUCGAGUCGGUCAGCUUUUCUAUUGAUCCUCUUUUUCGACUAAAUUUUUUAACUAUUUAUUAUUUAUUUCCCUCCUGUUUCCCUUUUUUUUUUUUUUGUUAUCACCUCCUCGCCGGAGAUCUAUUAAUUUCUCUGUUACGUCUAUCUCACCGUGCAGCAUUUAGUGUAUGGAAUGGUAAUAAAGAAUGGUCGGCAUGAAAAGCGUAUCGAGGAAGGUAGGUAAGUAUGAGGUUGGCCGUACGAUUGGAGAAGGAACAUUCGCCAAGGUUAAAUUUGCACAGAAUUUGGAAACUGGAGAAAGUGUAGCCAUGAAAGUUAUGGCCAAAAGCACCAUUCUCAAGCAUAGGAUGGUUGAUCAGAUAAAGAGGGAGAUAUCGAUUAUGAAGAUUGUUAGACACAAUAAUAUAGUUAGGUUGCAUGAGGUGUUGGCGAGCCGGACCAAGAUAUAUAUUAUUCUUGAGUUUGUUACGGGAGGAGAAUUAUUUGAUAAAAUUGUCCAUCAAGGAAGACUUUCUGAAAAUGAGGCAAGGCGAUAUUUUCAACAGCUUAUAGAUGCAGUUGCUCAUUGUCAUAGUAAGGGUGUGUACCACAGAGACCUGAAGCCUGAAAACCUUCUUUUAGAUUCUUUUGGAAAUCUGAAGGUUUCAGACUUCGGACUGAGUGCGUUGCCCCAACAAGGGGUUGGACUUCUUCAUACGACAUGUGGAACCCCAAAUUAUGUUGCACCUGAGGUAAUCGGCCACCAGGGUUACGAUGGGGCAGCUGCUGAUGUGUGGUCAUGUGGAGUGAUUCUCUAUGUUCUAAUGGCUGGAUAUCUUCCAUUUGAUGAAGUAGACCUUCCGACCUUGUACAGAAAGAUAAAUGCUGCUGAAUAUUCUUCUCCAUUUUGGUUUUCUCCUGGGGCAAAGUCACUUAUUGACAAGAUACUUGACCCCAAUCCUAAAACUCGUAUAAAGAUAGAAGGAAUUAAAAAGCAUCUGUGGUUCCGUAAAAACUACAUGCCUGUCAAACAAAGUGAAGAAGAGGAAGUGAAUUUGGAUGACGUUCAUGCAGUUUUUGGUGAUAUCGAGGACCAAUAUGUAGCAGAGCAGACAGAAAACAGUGAAGGAGGUCCUCUUAUAAUGAAUGCUUUUGAGAUGAUUACCCUGUCCCAAGGGUUGAAUUUGUCUGCCUUAUUUGACAGGCAACAGGAUUACAUUAAGCGGCAGACUCGUUUUGUAUCCCGCAGACCAGCAAAAGAUAUAAUUUCAACGAUUGAAGCUGUUGCAGAAUCAAUGAGUCUUAAGGUUCAUACGCGUAACUACAAGACAAGACUAGAAGGAAUCUCUGCGAAUAAGGCCGGACACUUUGCGGUUGUUUUAGAGGUUUUUGAAGUUGCACCAUCACUUUUCAUGGUAGAUGUCCGAAAGGCUUCUGGUGAUACUCUUGAAUAUCACAAGUUCUACAAGGACUUCUGUUCUAAACUAGAGGAUAUCAUCUGGAGACCAGCAGAUGGUGUGAAUGCCUGCAACCUCCUUAGAUCAAUGACUUGCUGAUCCACAUAUGUGGGAAGUGAAGCAAAUCAAAGUAAGCAGAGCAACACAAGGAUAAUAACGUACCCUGGAGAAAAACUUGCUCAAACAGGGAUUUGAUGGCAACGUAUUGCCUUGGUGUAUAUGUUACCGCCAAUUUGUAGAUUAUGAUAUCAUUGUCACGUGUGAAAGCAUAAUGUUGUAAAUUACAAAGUCCGAGUUCAUAGCUUCUUUCCUCGUCACCUUUUUGGUGAGGGACCUCUAACCUAUUACUCCUGUAUUUAGAAGCCAUACUUGAUGGCUGGUAAUUCCUAUAUUAAGUAGUAGCAUUAAAGAGAUGAAUUAAUUAGUUUCCUUCAUGCAACUAUUCCCUUUUCCACAUUUUAAAGGAAAAUUUUUCUA
This is a messenger RNA of Ricinus communis (castor bean), 1982 nucleotides long. Its product is annotated as CBL-interacting serine/threonine-protein kinase 24. NCBI's taxonomy places the organism in Eukaryota, Viridiplantae, Streptophyta, Magnoliopsida, Malpighiales, Euphorbiaceae. The record is from RefSeq and is a predicted model, not a curated record. The transcript has 15 exons. The coding region runs from base 255 to 1604 and encodes 449 amino acids. Gene Ontology annotation, molecular function: ATP binding; protein kinase activity. Gene Ontology annotation, biological process: protein phosphorylation; signal transduction.